Molecule: messenger RNA, 1476 nt
Organism: Perca flavescens (yellow perch)
Lineage: Eukaryota; Metazoa; Chordata; Actinopteri; Perciformes; Percidae
Product: ribonucleoside-diphosphate reductase subunit M2
Exons: 11
Coding region: 102-1259 (385 amino acids)
Biological process (GO): deoxyribonucleotide biosynthetic process
Cellular component (GO): cytosol
Molecular function (GO): ribonucleoside-diphosphate reductase activity, thioredoxin disulfide as acceptor
Source: RefSeq, a predicted model, not a curated record
CCGUUUAAUAAAAUCUGAUUUUAGAGGGAUUUUUAGAAGGUAAAACUUUCGUUUUAGAUCCUGAAACUUGAACAUAUAAAAGCUGCAACACGGAUAUAAAAAUGCUUUCUGCUCGCACUCCUCUCUCCGUGAAGAAUGAAAACUCAGUCAGCAGUAAGAUGGACAACAUGUCUCUGAACAAAGAAAACACGCCGCCGAGCCUGAACACGACCCGCAUCUUGGCGUCUAAAACCGCGCGAAAAAUCUUCGACGACGCUGCGCCCAAAGCCGUGAAGAAGAGCAGCGAGGAAGAGGAGGAGCCGCUGCUGAAGGAGAACCCUCGUCGCUUCGUCAUCUUCCCCAUCCAGUACCACGACAUCUGGCAGAUGUACAAGAAGGCCGAGGCCUCCUUCUGGACCGCAGAGGAGGUGGAUCUGUCGAAGGACGGGCAGCACUGGGACUCUCUGAAGGACGAGGAGCGCUACUUCAUCUCUCACGUGUUGGCGUUCUUCGCCGCCAGCGACGGCAUCGUCAACGAGAACCUGGUGGAGCGCUUCACACAGGAAGUCCAGGUGACAGAGGCCAGGUGUUUCUAUGGUUUCCAGAUCGCCAUGGAGAACAUCCACUCAGAGAUGUACAGCCUGCUCAUCAACACCUACAUCAAGAAGCCAGCAGAGAGAGAAUACCUGUUCAACGCCAUCGAGACUCUGCCCUGUGUGAAGAAGAAGGCCGACUGGGCCAUCAACUGGAUCGGAAACCACAACGCUGGAUUUGGAGAGCGCGUGGUGGCCUUCGCCGCCGUGGAGGGAAUCUUCUUCUCUGGUUCCUUCGCCGCCAUCUUCUGGCUGAAGAAGAGAGGCCUGAUGCCCGGCCUGACCUUCUCCAACGAGCUCAUCAGCAGAGACGAGGGUCUCCACUGUGACUUUGCCUGUCUGAUGUUCAAACACCUGGUGAACAAACCGUCGGCAGAGACGGUGACCGAGAUCAUCAGGAACGCUGUGGAGAUCGAGCAGGAGUUCCUGACCGAGGCUCUGCCCGUGAAGCUGAUCGGGAUGAACUGUGAGCUGAUGAAGCAGUACAUUGAGUUUGUGGCCGACAGACUGAUGCUGGAGCUCGGCUUCACCAAGAUCUACCGCGUGGAGAACCCCUUUGACUUCAUGGAGAACAUCUCUCUGGAGGGAAAGACCAACUUCUUUGAGAAGCGAGUGGGCGAGUACCAGCGGAUGGGCGUGAUGUCGGGCUCCACCGACAACACCUUCAGGCUGGACGCCGACUUCUGAGACCCAGGAAUGAGAAUUCAACCAAUAGUGUUAACCCUGGCCUAUACCUCUCACCCAGUGCAUGCUGGGUAGUCUUAUCCAACCCUGGUGGCGAUAUUACAAAUCCCACUACGGCUACGCCAAGACCCGCCCUUCAAUAGAGCUCAAACACUCCUAUUGGCCAGGCCUCCAUGCUUACAUAUACAGUUCCUAUCUCCUGACCAAUCCGAUAUCCUAA